Messenger RNA from Misgurnus anguillicaudatus (oriental weatherfish), 761 nucleotides. NCBI's taxonomy places the organism in Eukaryota, Metazoa, Chordata, Actinopteri, Cypriniformes, Cobitidae. The record is from RefSeq and is a predicted model, not a curated record.
AAGGAUGAGGAAUCUACUGAUCAAACCUCCACAGAGUCUCUGGAUUCUGCCUGUAACGCUGGAGAACAGCAGCAGAUUCUGCAGACCACACUGAAGAUGUGUUCAGUCAAACUGGUGGACUGCAGGAACCUGAAGAUGAAGAUAAAAACAAAACCUAUUGAAGAGGAAAAUCGCACAGAGGACUUUAUUUUGCCAGAUGUGAAGAGUGAUUCAUGUUCUGAUGAAGGAAGGUCCUCAACAUCAAAAGAGCGACUGACAGCACAAACUCAAGAGAAGAAACUUCAUUCAGAAGAGCAAAGAGAGAAAAAGAAGAAAAAGAAGCAGCAGUUUCACUGUGAGCAUUGUGGGAAGAAUUUUGUCUACUUAUCUCAGCUUAAAGCCCACACGAGGACACACAGUGAUGAAAAGCCUUUCUACUGCACUGAAUGUGGCAAUUACUUAAAACCAAAUAUAGUCUUGAUGCUCAUAAAAGAAUUCACACAGGAGAAAAAGCAUACAAGUGCAGCGAAUCUGAAAAAACUAGGGAUUCGCGUUCAUCACAACCACAUCAGAAUAUUCACUCCAAAGAGAAACUGUAUCAAUGUUCACACUGUGAUAAACGUUUCCAUCUGAAAUAUCUUCUGAUACGCCAUGAAAAAAUUCACACAGGAGAGAAACCUCAUCACUGUAGUGUCUGUGGGAAGAGUUUUAAUCAACGUUUCAACUUAGUGUUACACCAGAGAACUCAUACAGGUGAAAAACCUUACAAAUGUCCUCAUUGU